UUGCAAGCGUUAUAAACAUUAUGCGUAUUCUAAUGUGUGACUUUGAUUAUAUAUCAAUGCAUGAAGUACAACCCAUACUAGCUCCUAUAUACUUUAUCGCAGCUAUUGUAACCAUAUAUGGGAUUUUAAUAAAUCUAUUUGUGGCAAUAUUCCUAUCCACGUAUUCAGAGGUGAAGAGUAGUAUUUAUGUAAGGGAUACAGAAGUGUUUGAAAUGCUCAUGAAGGGUUUCAGAAAUUACUUUUGCUUUGGCAGAAAUGAAUCUGAAUUGGAAGACAAAAUGUAUAUCGAUAAAUUGAUAACAAAAGAUGAAAGACCCGAACCAAAUCAGACAUAUGAAACUCAACCAAAUGUGGAACCAAUGCGGGAUCUAAGAGAAGAACUGGCACAGCUAACGGAACGUAUUUUUCAAAUAGAACAUGUCUUGGAGAGAUUUGUUGGCACUAUUGAGUUGAUCUCUAAACUCCAAGAGAAGAAGCCAAAACGACGCCAACAAAAACAACAACAACAAAAGGGAAGCCCAGCCUCGACCUAGUGGCAUUUUCUUAGAUGAACACGGGGUAAACAAGGAGCAACAUGUCGGCCUCAGAGCCUCAGAGAUAAAGAGCGCAAAACGAAAAAUAAGUCAAGGGGAAAAAACGCAGGUUAAUGGAUUUCUCUUGUGAUAUUUGACUUGAGACAGAGGGACGCUGACCCAACCACAAUUCGGACCACUUUUAUGCUUCUCUAUAUAUACCGUAUUUUUAACCUUUA
Drosophila innubila is the source of this 751-nucleotide messenger RNA. RefSeq names its product polycystic kidney disease 2-like 2 protein. The record is from RefSeq and is a predicted model, not a curated record. The coding region runs from base 21 to 533 and encodes 170 amino acids. NCBI's taxonomy places the organism in Eukaryota, Metazoa, Arthropoda, Insecta, Diptera, Drosophilidae. The transcript has 4 exons.